AUGUCUGUACCUUACGAAAGAAUUACGGUAGCACCUCUUGUUUUACUAUCUGUGCUGGAUCACUACGAGAGAACACACACUCCUGAAGGUAAAAGAUGUGUUGGUGUGGUUUUGGGAGACGCAUCAUCACCUGUACUUAGGGUGACAAAUUCAUUCGCAAUACCAUUUGAAGAAGAUGAGAAGAAUCCUGACGUUUGGUUUUUAGAUCAUAAUUACAUCGAGAACAUGAAUGAUAUGUUUAAGAAGAUUAAUGCCAAGGAGAAAUUGAUUGGAUGGUACCACAGUGGUCCUAAGUUAAAAGCAUCUGAUUUAAAGAUUAAUGAAUUGUUCAAGAAAUAUACUGGUAACAAUCCAUUGCUGCUUAUCGUGGAUGUUAAGCAAGAAGGGGUUGGAUUACCAACAGAUGCAUACUUCGCAGUGGAACAAGUUAAGGAUGAUGGUACUUCUACAGAAAAGACGUUUGUCCAUUUACCAAGUACUAUCGAAGCUGAAGAAGCUGAAGAAAUUGGUGUAGAACAUUUGCUAAGAGAUGUUAGAGAUCAAGCCGCGGGUGGUCUUUCCAUUAGACUAACAAAUCAAUUGAAAUCUCUUCAAGGUCUACAAAGGAAGUUAGGUGAUAUUGUGGCAUAUUUGAAUAAAGUUAUGAAUAAAGAAUUACCUAUAAACCAUGUCAUCCUAGGUAAAUUGCAAGACGUUUUCAACCUAUUACCGAACUUGGGUCAGCCUAAUGAAGAUGAAAUAAACGUAAAGAACAACGAAGUCGUUAACCACAACAACAAUUUACAAAAAGCCCUAACGGUGAAGACCAAUGACGAAUUAAUGAUCAUCUAUAUCGCCAAUUUAGUUAGAGCUAUAAUUGCCUUUGACGAUCUUAUCGAGAACAAAAUACAGAACAAAAAGCUACAGGAAAAGAAGACAAAGGAAUACGAAGCCGAACACCCUAACAACAAGCAAAAGGAUGAUGAAUCAGUGGCUGCUUCAUAA
Zygosaccharomyces rouxii is the source of this 984-nucleotide messenger RNA. It is a transcript of the gene RPN8, whose product is annotated as proteasome regulatory particle lid subunit RPN8. Gene Ontology annotation, cellular component: proteasome regulatory particle; proteasome complex. Lineage: Eukaryota; Fungi; Ascomycota; Saccharomycetes; Saccharomycetales; Saccharomycetaceae. Gene Ontology annotation, biological process: proteasome-mediated ubiquitin-dependent protein catabolic process. Gene Ontology annotation, molecular function: metallopeptidase activity; protein binding. The record is from RefSeq and is a predicted model, not a curated record. Bases 1 to 984 code for a protein of 327 amino acids. The transcript has a single exon.